Messenger RNA from Xenopus laevis (African clawed frog), 1345 nucleotides. It is a transcript of the gene psmd14.S, whose product is annotated as proteasome 26S subunit, non-ATPase 14 S homeolog. Lineage: Eukaryota; Metazoa; Chordata; Amphibia; Anura; Pipidae. The record is from RefSeq and is a predicted model, not a curated record. The transcript has 12 exons. Gene Ontology annotation, molecular function: peptidase activity. Gene Ontology annotation, cellular component: proteasome accessory complex. Bases 174 to 1106 code for a protein of 310 amino acids.
GUGAUUCGGGACUGUGGGUUGUGUUAAGAUUAUCGGGACCGCGGGACCAUUGGGCUUUGUUUCUUACAGAUGAAUUCCUUCAGAUGCUUCCUUUUAUUUCCCCAAACUGAACAUUUUUGUGCUUUUGGAAAAAAAGAAUCCUGAAAGUCUUUGUGCUAAUUUUAUUGGGGAAUAUGGACCGACUUUUAAGGCUUGGAGGAGGGAUGCCUGGACUUGGCCAGGGCCCUCCCACUGAUGCUCCUGCAGUGGAUACUGCCGAACAGGUUUAUAUCUCCUCCCUGGCUUUGCUUAAGAUGCUAAAACACGGGCGAGCUGGUGUCCCAAUGGAAGUCAUGGGACUGAUGCUGGGAGAGUUUGUGGAUGAUUACACAGUCAGGGUCAUUGAUGUUUUUGCUAUGCCGCAGUCUGGAACUGGUGUUAGUGUGGAGGCUGUGGAUCCCGUUUUCCAGGCUAAAAUGUUGGAUAUGUUAAAACAGACUGGAAGGCCUGAAAUGGUAGUCGGUUGGUAUCACAGCCACCCUGGCUUUGGCUGCUGGCUUUCUGGCGUUGACAUUAAUACCCAGCAGAGCUUUGAAGCCCUUUCGGAAAGAGCAGUAGCAGUAGUAGUGGAUCCUAUCCAGAGCGUUAAAGGAAAGGUUGUUAUUGAUGCUUUCAGACUGAUUAAUGCUAACAUGAUGGUCUUAGGACACGAACCAAGGCAAACCACUUCAAAUCUUGGGCAUUUAAACAAGCCAUCUAUACAGGCUCUUAUUCAUGGUCUUAACCGGCAUUACUACUCAAUAACCAUUAAUUACAGAAAAAAUGAACUUGAACAAAAGAUGCUGUUGAAUUUGCAUAAAAAGAGUUGGAUGGAGGGCUUGACGCUUCAGGACUACAGUGAACACUGUAAACUUAAUGAAACUGUUGUAAAGGAGAUGCUGGAGCUGGCGAAAAACUACAAUAAGGCUGUAGAGGAGGAAGAUAAAAUGACACCAGAACAACUUGCAAUAAAAAAUGUUGGAAAACAGGAUCCCAAGCGUCACUUGGAGGAGCAUGUGGAUGUUUUGAUGACCUCAAAUAUUGUUCAGUGUUUAGCAGCUAUGUUGGACACAGUGGUAUUUAAAUAAUGGACUGAGCAUUUCUUUGUGUCUGCUUAUAUUCGUGGGAUACAGCACAUCCUCUGGUCUUCGGGGUGAUCAGUAGUCAAUAUUAGAGGAUGCCUUGUACCUUCACUGAACUCAUGAUAAAGGAGAUCUUUAUUUGCCUUUGUAUUUGAUUUAUCUUAUUACAGUUAAACAAGUUGCUAUCAGGAAAAAAAAAAACCUGUUAAGGAUAAAGAGAAAUAAAUCCAUCUUUGUUUAUAUAA